This is a messenger RNA of Penicillium daleae, 1326 nucleotides long. RefSeq lists its product as uncharacterized. Lineage: Eukaryota; Fungi; Ascomycota; Eurotiomycetes; Eurotiales; Aspergillaceae. The coding region runs from base 1 to 1326 and encodes 441 amino acids. The transcript is spliced from 3 exons. The record is from RefSeq and is a predicted model, not a curated record.
AUGAAACGUUCCUGGAGCACGGACAACGAGGCAGAGGAGCUUGCCUUCAACGCACACCCAGCAAGACGACUAACACCACCGCUUGUCUCGAGCUUAAAGACAUCAGUCUCCCCACCACCAACGAGGAAAACUAUCUCCAAAAAACACUCUCAUGAGCUGGCCUCUAUUGAAGCAGGAGAAGUCGAAGUCACAGAUCACCUUGAGGUCAUUUCAACCAAACUCAGCCAACACAUUCGACCUCGGGAUAUCUCGCAACCAACACCACGCUUGACGAUCCCUGAAUACGUUGAUUUGUAUCGGCAUAAUAGCCAUCCCACGGGUCGCCACUUUGUCAUCCAUCAGCAUGACCAUCCCAUCGCCGGACCGCACUAUGAUCUUCGACUUCAAUUCUCCGAAACGAGUUCUGUGUCGUGGUCUAUUAUGUAUGGCCUGCCUGGGGAUCCGAAUAGUGAGAAGUUGAACAGGAAUGCAACCGAGACUCGGGUUCAUUGUCUUUGGAAUCAUCUUAUGGAGACUGCGUCAUCCAGGACCGGGAGCUUGAUUAUUUGGGAUACUGGAGAGUAUGAAGUUUUGCCUUAUAUGAAAGAUGUUUCGUGCCCACAGACCGAUGAGUCGAGAUCGGAUUCUUCUGAUGCGGAAGAUUCACAUCGAGAAUCGAUCUCAGAUAGUGCGAAACUACAAGAGGCUUUUAAAAAUCGCAAAAUCCGACUUCGCCUUCAUGGUACCCGUCUACCGACGGGGUAUACCCUACUCUUGCGCAUGGACAAGACAACAGACUAUGCGCGUCCAGCACAAAAAGGCCCAAAACGCAGGAGGCGUGCUUUACAAUCAACUACAAAACCACCCCCGCCACCACCGUCUACCUCCAGUUCAGGCUCCCCAUCACCCCCGCCACCAGACAAAUUACAAAACCAAGAAAUUACCGAUGACCAGCAACUACCAGCGCAAGAGUCCAAAUCCGAAUCCGAUCAUGCAAAUCAUUCCGACAAUGAUACCGAUUAUCAGAUCCGGAAAAAUAAUGCAUACCCCGGAUCUACGAACACGAUCGGCUCCAUUCACCAACGGAGAUGGUAUCUCAGCCUGGAUCGCGAGAGUUCUGGAUUUGAACCUAGAAGAGUGUCUACUGGAGAUGGGGGGUUGAAAAGAAUCUGGGUUCGAUGCAGUGAUGGCUCGGCUGGAGGGGUGAGGGGAUUCGAACCGUUUUAUGUGCGUGGACCUGGUGUUGAGCGGAGUGUUGUUACUGGUCGUUUGGGGGAGGAGGUUCUUGCGGAUGAAGGGGUGCAAGGGUUUGUGGCGAGGAAAGGGUGGAGGGCUGUUUUGCGGUAG